ACAGUGAGGAAUGAACAGCCUAGGAGACUCUUUAGAUGUGCUCUUCAACACUUCUCUCGAAAGUUCGGAGCAAUGUGGCAAAGAGACCCAUAUGGAGAACAUCCUUUUUGCUACUUUCUAUCUUCUGGAUUUCAUUCUAGCCUUUGUUGGCAAUGCUCUGGCUCUCUGGCUUUUUAUCCGGGACCAGAAGUCAGACACCCCCGCCAACAUUUUCCUGAUGCAUCUUGCUGUAGCCGACCUGUCUUUUGUGCUGGUCUUACCAACUCGGUUGGUAUAUCACUUUUCAGGCAAUCACUGGCCUUUUGGAGAGAUCCCAUGCCGACUCACAGGCUUCCUUUUCUACCUCAACAUGUAUGCCAGCAUCUACUUCCUUAUGUGCAUCAGUGUAGAUCGUUUCCUAGCUAUUGUGCACCCCGUAAAAUCUAUCAAACUCCGCAGGUCGCUCUAUGCCCAUUUGGCCUGUGCCUUCCUGUGGGUUAUAGUAGCUGUGGCAAUGGCACCUCUUUUGGUCAGCGUGCAGACUGCUGAGCUGAAUAAUACUACUGUCUGCCUGCAGCUCUACAGAGAAAAGGCAUCACGCCAUGCUCUUGUAUCGCUAGCUGUAGCAUUUACACUCCCCUUUUUUACCACAGUUACUUGCUACUUAUUGAUUAUACGCAGCCUGAAGAGUGGGAAUAGAGUUGAGAAACAUCUCAAGGAAAAAGCCAUCAAAAUGAUCAUCAUGGUUCUAAUGAUCUUCCUGAUCUGCUUUGUGCCCUACCAUAUAAACCGCUACAUUUAUAUCCUUAAUUAUGAUGGUGUGAAGACUUCCUGUGAAAUGCAACGGAUCCUGGCACUUGGGAAUCGCAUUACAUCCUGCCUCACCAGCCUAAAUGGUGCCCUAGAUCCAGUAAUGUAUUUCUUUGUAGCAGAAAAGUUCCGAGAAGCUUUAUGUAGUUUAUUUUGCAGCAAAAAAACUGCAAGGCUACCUUCAAGUUGUGAUGGAAAAACAAAUGACAGCUCCUUAAGUGCUAAAUCUGAACUGUAA
This is a messenger RNA of Eublepharis macularius, 1027 nucleotides long. RefSeq names its product G protein-coupled receptor 17 (gene GPR17). The record is from RefSeq and is a predicted model, not a curated record. Gene Ontology annotation, molecular function: G protein-coupled receptor activity. Bases 11 to 1027 code for a protein of 338 amino acids. Gene Ontology annotation, biological process: phospholipase C-activating G protein-coupled receptor signaling pathway; positive regulation of Rho protein signal transduction. Gene Ontology annotation, cellular component: membrane. The transcript has a single exon. NCBI's taxonomy places the organism in Eukaryota, Metazoa, Chordata, Lepidosauria, Squamata, Eublepharidae.